Messenger RNA from Daldinia caldariorum, 2004 nucleotides. RefSeq names its product putative alcohol oxidase. Bases 1 to 2004 code for a protein of 667 amino acids. The record is from RefSeq and is a predicted model, not a curated record. Gene Ontology annotation, molecular function: oxidoreductase activity, acting on CH-OH group of donors; flavin adenine dinucleotide binding. Lineage: Eukaryota; Fungi; Ascomycota; Sordariomycetes; Xylariales; Hypoxylaceae. The transcript is spliced from 11 exons.
AUGAGCCCCCUACCUGAGGAAUUCGAUAUUAUCGUGUGCGGCGGUGGGAGUUGUGGAUGUGUAGUUGCCGGUCGUCUGGCGAAUCUAGACCAUAACCUCAAGGUUCUUCUAAUCGAGGCUGGCGAGAAUAACCUCAACAACCCAUGGAUUUUCAGGCCUGGGGUUUACCCCCGUAACAUGAAGUUGGACUCGAAGACAGCAUCCUUUUACGAGUCCCGUCCAUCUAAAUGGCUCUCCGGCAGGAAAGCUGUGGUUCCGUGUGCGCACAUAUUGGGAGGUGGCUCUAGUAUCAACUUCUUAAUGUACACUCGCGCUUCAGCUAGCGACUACGACGACUUCCAGGCUAAGGGGUGGACGACUAAAGAGCUACUUCCGCUCAUGAAGAAGCAUGAGACCUAUCAACGAGCUUGUCAUAACAAGGACCUUCAUGGAUUCGAAGGGCCGAUCAAGGUUUCAUUCGGAAACUACACGUACCCUGUAAAGGAGGACUUCCUCAGGGCAGCGGAAUCCCAAGGUAUCCCGGUCGUCGAUGACUUACAAGAUUUGAGUACCGGCCACGGUGCUGAACACUGGCUGAAGUGGAUUAAUCGCGACACUGGCCGACGGAGCGACAGCGCCCACGCAUACGUCCACUCGACCCGUGCCGUUUAUGACAACCUUUACCUGGCCUGCAAUACCAAGGUCGAUAAGAUUAUCAUCGAGAACGGGAGGGCUGUAGCUGUCCAGACAGUACCAACGAAGCCGCUUCACCCAAGUCAAUUAAAGACUCGCAUCUUUAAAGCUCGGAAGCAAAUCGUCGUCUCCGGAGGCACACUUUCUUCUCCGCUAAUUCUUCAACGAUCGGGAAUUGGCGAUCCCGAGAAGUUAAAGAAAGCCGGUGUGGAACCUAUCGUCGAUCUUCCCGGCGUGGGCCUCAACUUCCAAGACCAUUAUCUCACCUUUUCCGUAUACCGCGCGAAACCCGAGACUGAGAGCUUUGACGAUUUCGUUCGGGGUGUGCCCGAAGUGCAGAAGGCCGUAUAUGAUGAAUGGGCAGCGAAGGGAACCGGACCACUUUCUACCAACGGUAUCGAAGCCGGCGUAAAGAUUCGCCCAACCGAAGAGGAACUUAAGGAGUUCGAGUCGUGGCCGACACCACAAUUCAACGAGGGAUGGAAAUCAUACUUCAAGAACAAGCCGGACAAGCCUGUGAUGCACUAUUCCGUUAUCGCGGGUUGGUUCGGAGACCAUAUGCUGCUUCCCGCCGGUAAAUUCUUUAGCAUGUUCCACUUCCUCGAGUACCCGUUCUCUCGAGGGUUCACGCAUAUCAAAUCCGCCGAUCCCUACGAGACGCCAGACUUCGACCCGGGGUUCAUGAACGACGAACGCGACAUGGCGCCGAUGGUAUGGGGCUACAUCAAGAGCAGAGAGACGGCGCGACGCAUGGAAGCGUAUGCGGGGGAAGUCCAGGCGAUGCACCCGUUCUUCGACUACGACUCCCCAGCAAAGGCAAACGACAUGGAUCUCGAGACGACUCGGCGCUACGCUCUGCCCGGGAACCUAAGCGCCGGUUUGCAGCAUGGCAGCUGGAGUACAUAUAACCCCGAGCCAUCGAGGAGGCCGGAAGCCAACAUCCUCAACAGCAAUAAGGCGGAUAUCCGAGACGAGCUCAAGUACAGUAAGAAAGACAUCGAGGCGAUUGAGGAAUGGGUUAGAAGACACGUAGAAAGCACAUGGCAUUGCUUAGGUACUUGCUCCAUGGCCCCAAAGGAAGGCAACAGCAUCGUCAAGCACGGGGUCCUAGACGAACGCCUAAACGUCCACGGCGUCCAGGGACUGAAGGUGGCGGAUCUCAGCAUCUGCCCCGACAACGUCGGCUGUAACACAUACUCUACCGCUCUUCUCAUAGGCGAGAAAGCGGCAACGCUGAUCGCUGAAGACCUCGGGUAUUCCGGCGACGCCCUCGAUAUGAAGAUCCCGACGUACAAUGCGCCAGGAGAAUUGGUACUUCCGUACCGCGUAUGA